This is a messenger RNA of Adineta ricciae, 2676 nucleotides long. The record is from the annotation of a GenBank genome assembly. Lineage: Eukaryota; Metazoa; Rotifera; Eurotatoria; Adinetida; Adinetidae.
AUGAAUAGAAAUCUAUUGGAGAAAUCAAACAUUUCCGUUUGUCCUGGAAAGUAUUGUGGUUAUCAAAUUAAUAGUACAAAAUGUGGGGCGUGUCAGCGUGGAUAUCGUGUAAACAACGAAGGUGUAUGUCAAUUAUGUGAUGAAGCAUUGUCGUUGUACGAUUUUAUGUACAUUGUAUUUAUGGCGUUGUUGGCGUUGAGUUUUCAUUGGUAUUUUAUUAAUCGAUUACAAAAGAAAAAACAACGAGAAUUCACUUUAGUCAAACAAACGAUUCUUUAUUUUUUGUCGAUAUUGGAGAUUCUCCUGGCGUUUAUUUUCACGUUGUUAACAUUUCCACCACUUGGUAAAUUGACCAUGAAUGUAUGUCAAGUGAAAUUACUCAGUGAUUUUUAUCCCAUGUUUCAUAAUCCAAUUGUAAAUUAUCGAAAAAAGCUACGUUGCUCUUAUGAAGUGGUCUAUCCAUUGCAAAGUGCAAUUUUUGUUUUAUAUACAUAUGCCAGUUUAAUCAUGUUGUUAAUUCGACCAUUUUUCCUUUCGAUUAUUCACCAAAAGUUCAUUUCGGCGUCGAUUUAUAGUGCUCUUCAUUUUUAUCCAUGUCUACUGAUCUUACACGCCCUAUGCGGUGGACUUAUUUAUGUUUCCUUUCCAAUUUUGACCAUAAUUAGUACUGUACUACUGAAUGCCAUUCAUUUCACUCUGAUUGCUAGUGGCGAAAAUGAAUGGAUUCCAUUUGUCAGGAAGCUUUGUGGAAAUGUUCAGAAUUGGAUCAUCUAUCUCGUUCAUGUGAUCAUUCUUCUUUGUGGUCUGAUCAGUUUAACACAAUUUGAAAACGAAUAUCACUUGGUCAUGUUGCCUACUGUUUUUUUACCAGGUUUACUGUAUAUUUUAUUGUAUAAAUUCACAGCAACAAGUACAAUACGAAUGGUGACCGAUUUGAUUAAAAUCCCUUGUGUGAGAAAUCUAGUUUUUCGUGAUCAUCUACAAGCGUAUCCGGAAUCGAUCAUUAAUGUUACGCUACACAAUGUUAUCGUUACACAUAAACAACCUGAUGGAAAUUACAAAGAACUAUGGAUAUUUUAUACGAACAUGGACGCUAUUCAACCGAAAUUUCCAAUGAAAACUGAAUUUCGUUCUCAAUUACCAUUGUCACCCUCGCUUGCUUCUGUCUAUACGAUAGUUCUUCGCCUGAAAACGUUGGAGACAUGUUAUUUUGACGUACCGGUUUUAGAUGAUGCAAUAAAACUAGCCGAAUCUUUAGAUGCGCUUAUAGCAAAUACAGAUGGACUGACAUGUGAUGUGACAUUUUUAUUUCCAUUUUGUUUUUCGCGCGAUUUUGAUGUCAUUCAAGAUGGUUGGACAGCUUUUUCUGUCGAGUCGGAAUAUAGUCGAUUACAAGCAAUAAGUGACGAAUGGCGUAUCAGUGACGUCAAUAAAGACUUUGCGAUAUGCGAAACCUAUCCAGAACGUUUAGUAGUUCCAAAAUCAAUCAGUGAUGAUUAUCUUAAACGUUCAGCUGCAUUCCGUGCUCAUAACCGUUUUCCACUUCUAUGUUAUCUACACAAAUCAUCUAAGUCAUGUAUUAUUCGAAGUUCUCAACCGUUAGUUGGUCCGAGUGUUCGUCGAUGUAAGGAGGAUGAAAGUGUUGUCAAUGCAAUGCUUACUCAACGAAAUAAGAAAGGAUGGAUACUUGACACACGUCAUCCGAAUAUUAUCAAAAGCGCGCAGAGCAAAGGUGGUGGAUGUGAACCGGAUCAGUAUUAUGCACUUUGGAGACGUCUGAAUUGGAAUUUAGAAAAACACAAUCUUUUACAGGAAUCAUUCAUGAAACUAAUGGAUGCAUGCAUUGAUCAGUCGGAAAAAGAUCGAUGGUUAUCAAAGUUGGAAGGUAGCAAUUGGCUGCUUCACGUCAAAGAAACGUUAAAAACUGCAUGCACGGUCGCACAAACAAUAGAUUGCGAAGAAACGUCGGUUCUUGUUCAUGGUAGCGAUGGAUGGGAUACAACAUUACUCGUCACAAGCUUAGCACAAAUUUUACUUGAUCCUGAUUGUCGCACCAUAACAGGUUUUGAAGCGUUGAUUGAACGCGAAUGGAUUCAAGCUGGUCAUCCAUUUCGUACACGUUGUACACGAUCUGCAUUUGGCCGAAGUUCACAUGGGUAUGAAUCACCGAUAUUCACCUUGUUUCUUGACUGUACUUGGCAACUUUUACAACAAUUUGCUUGUUCGUUUGAAUUCAAUGACACAUUACUAAUCGAGUUAUUUGAACAUGCAUAUUCAUCAAAAUUCGGCACGUUUAUUUUCAAUAAUGAAAAAGAGAAGAAGAAAUACAACGGAAUCAAACAAACAGUAUCACUUUGGUCUUAUUUUAAUCGACCUGAGAUUCUUCAUACAUUCUUGAAUCCAUUCUAUGAACCAAAUCCAAAUGUCUUGUGGCCGAGUGUUGCCGCGCCGAGUAUUGUUCUAUGGCGUAGUUUAUAUCUACGUUUUUAUGAGAAUCAAACUCCGCAGCGUGAAGCUUGGGAUGAAUAUUUAUUAAUCAAAGAAAAAGAAAUGCAACUUCGUUCGUAUGUCAAUAAACUUCGACAAGAAUUACUCGAAUUGGAACGGAAAUGUACAGAAAAAGCCAGCAAUACAACAAGUAUAAUCAAAACAGAAAAAGAUCCGGUAACAAUAUAG